This is a messenger RNA of Capra hircus (goat), 408 nucleotides long. RefSeq names its product sulfotransferase 1C4-like. The coding region runs from base 1 to 408 and encodes 135 amino acids. The record is from RefSeq and is a predicted model, not a curated record. Lineage: Eukaryota; Metazoa; Chordata; Mammalia; Artiodactyla; Bovidae. The transcript is spliced from 4 exons. Gene Ontology annotation, biological process: sulfation. Gene Ontology annotation, cellular component: cytoplasm. Gene Ontology annotation, molecular function: sulfotransferase activity.
AUGGCGCUGGCCACCCAUGGGUCCUGGUACAACUAUGUGAAGGGCUGGUGGAGGAAAAAGGAUAGCCACCCCACUCUCUACCUUUUCUAUGAAAAAAUGUUGCAAGACCCAAAAUGUGAAAUUAGGAAAGUGAUGGAAUUCCUGGGGACGAACUUGAAAGAAGAAGUUUUAGACAAAACUGUCUAUAACGCUUCAUUUGUCAUCGUGAAAAAUAACCCCACGACCAACCACAGAAAUGAUGCCAAAAUGAAUCACCAACUGUCUCCAUUCAUGAGAAAAGGAGUCAUCAGAGAUUGGAAAAAUCAGUUCGCUGAUGCUCAGACCAAGAAGUUUAAUGAAGAUUAUAGGAAACACAUGGCUGACACCUCUCUGUCAUUCCACAUGCGCUGUAAGAGGCAGCCUACGUGA